Amoebophrya sp. A25 is the source of this 2060-nucleotide messenger RNA. The record is from the annotation of a GenBank genome assembly. Lineage: Eukaryota; Dinophyceae; Syndiniales; Amoebophryaceae.
CUAGUCCUUCGGCUUUGAUUUCCUAUUUCCGCACGUCACACACCGCAGGACCUGCUGGUUCAGCUGCUGGCGCAGGAUCAGCUUUGGGUAAUAGAGGCUCUGUGACCGGAGGUGGUGUGAAUGGCGGACCACUUCUUGGAGGCACAACUGGAAGUAGUGUUGUCUCAACGACGUCUAGUGCAGCAGGUAGGGGAAGUGGAUACGAGUCUGCUUCUAGCGGUGUGACCGAUACUGUAGCCUCGAUGGGAGGUGCUGCUACAACAUCUUCGACGGGCAGCAAUAGCAUGAUGACUCCCAAUUUGAUGAAGACACCGAUGUCGCCUACUCCAGGUAGUACAACAACGACCAACCUAGCAGACGAUUCCAGAGAAACCCCGCUAACAACAUCUGCUUCACCUGGCACAACAAGUUCCGUCGCGACCAAACUUCCAUCUUCGAAUAGUAACGCCGAAGUAGUGGAGUUUUUAGCGCCAGGAGGAUCACCUCCUCCUCCACCUCCGCAUCCUGUGACAACAAAUAGCACAAGCAGGACGUCAAGAGCACAAGCCCAAGUUGAGGUUUUUCACUUAGCAGACGCAUCUGAUGAUGAUGGUGCUGGCAGCUCCUCAAAUUCGGCUACGGAGCUAGAUCCAUUCCACCUCUUCGACAAAAAAAGCUACGACAUUCGAAAGGCAACAGAUUCCUCAGGUAUAGAAGAACCAGGAGUGGAACCACAGCAACAGGAUGCGCAAACUACAACUGCUCAGCAAGGUCGUGGAACUAGUGCUUCGUCUUCAAGUUUUGCAGGAGGUCAUCCUCAGCCUGGAGGUUCGCCAACAACGAGCAAUCCAUUGUUUCCGACAGGAGUAGGCGGAGCAUCUUCAGCAAGUAGCGGGAAUAGAGUUAUGGUUUUUCGAUGUCCUCUCGUCUUCCCAGCUCGAAUCACAUUGAACAAACGCGGCUAGAUGAUGGCACAACAAAAAGGAUUUUCAUGCUAACUUAUAAUAUACCCAGAGCAAUAGCUAAACCUAGAUUAAAUCUCAAUACUAUUUUUACCCCAGGCAGCAAUCGUGAAGAUGCUCUAACACUCCCCGCACCCGUAGUGACCAGGUGAAGGAAAUGGCUGUCGGUCUUUUACACGGCACUGAAGACCUAGACGACUUGUUGCCACGGGUUCAGCAACAGCCUUUUCUCCACUACGUCUGCGUCGCCAUGAUGAUUCGGAUACGGGAAGUUCUACUUGCAGGCGACUUCAUCGAAAACAUGAAAAUUCUGCAGUCGUAUCCACCAUUUUUUGUGCAUGAAACCUUGCAUUUGGCCGUAACGCUGAUGCGGCAGCAUGAGAUAAGGCUACGAGGCUUUGCGGCUGGUAAGAUGAUCCUCUCUGCUGCUGGCAACGCGAUAGCGGAUGCGGCGCAAGGGGCGAUAGAAUCCGUAGAGAACCUUGGGUCGGGAGCGAUACUUACGAAGAAUCUUAUUCGAACUGAAGUUGUCAUAGAUUUGGACUCCUUAUUCGAACUGUUGAAUUUCUAGUUGUUCUUCGACUCCGUUGUUUCUGUUUGCAGACAUUUUUACUGUAGUCUCUACUCCGGCACCACGACUGAUGUCGCCAUGAUCUAAGAAAGACGCAGUGGGCCAUCUGGGUUCCGCUACUGUGUCGACCGUCAGCAGCGUUGCCGCAAACGAAAAGGUCCAGAAGGCUGGCGCCAAGCUCGUGGAAAAAGCUGAUAACCUAUUUGGAUGGCUUGGAACGAAACUCACGGCAAGAAGUUCUGGUGGUGGAAACAAUGGCUCUAGUACGUGAGUAGACCUGCGGGUGACGUUAUCUUCGAUAAACAAUGUUUUUUGUGCUUUCUCAUUGUUUAUCGAAGAUGACAGAGAUAAACGAAGCUGAUGUGCUUUCUCAUUCUGACUUGUUUAAGAUAACGUCUUCCCGUUUAUCGAAGUGCUUUCACAUUAUCUUAACAUGAAGCUGAUGUGCUUUCUCAUUCUGACUUGGUUCUUGUGGUGAUGACCGCACCUAACUAAGCUCCACGUCCUCCAUGUGUUCAGCUCAUUCCCUGAGCUCGCUACGUAAGUAC